AUGCCAUGGGUACCUCUGACAGCUACGACUUCAUUGAAAAAUAAAUGUUUAACCACAGAUAUGGACAUGAUAACAAUAUCAUCGUAUUUGAACAAUAAACAUCCUGACCCAUUCAAACACGUUGAUUUAUUCGAAAACGACUGCUUUGGUAAUGUGGCGAUCACAUCAUCGCAUUCGAACACCAAGUAUCCUGCCGUAAAAGAUUUGGACAAGCACAAAUUGAAGCCAGAAAAACAUGAUGAUACACCCGGAAAAGUCUUCUUUGAUAAUGUUGAGACAAUGGAGAAGAACGACAGUAAACAAGUUGAGGUUCAAACUGAAGAACUUGAAGUAAUCAUUGAUGACGAUGACGAUGAUUCGCCAUUUGGAAUACUGUCUGUCUAUUGCAGAAGUGGAAUUCAUUCAAGAUAAUUCUACAGAUAAAGGACAAUAGAUGAACAGAGAUAAAAGAAUUUUUGGAAUAUAACUAUUUAACAUUGCGAUUAAAAUAUUAUAUUCAAACGUAA
Molecule: messenger RNA, 506 nt
Organism: Ruditapes philippinarum (Manila clam)
Lineage: Eukaryota; Metazoa; Mollusca; Bivalvia; Venerida; Veneridae
Exons: 3
Coding region: 1-411 (136 amino acids)
Source: RefSeq, a predicted model, not a curated record